UCAUAUACUAUAUAUAUUUUAAAUAAAUUAAACCAAAGACUUUACAGUGUUACACCAUGUGAGGCUAUGGUCCCAUGUGAGGCUAUGGUCCCAUGUGUGGCUGUAGUCCCAUGUGAGGCUAUGGUCCCAUGUGAGGCUAUGGUCCCAUGUGAGGCUAUGGUCCCAUGUGAGGCUAUGGUCUCCUUUGGGUCAGGGGAACUCAAGUUCGUAUGUCGGGCAGGGACCCCCAUGAGGUAAGCUCUCUUAUGAGGCAGGGGCCUCUGUGACCUGCGGGUCCUAUGUGAGGCACGGGUGUCCCUAUGAGGUGAGGGAUCCCUGUGAGAUGAGUACUUCUGCAAUUCUAAUUUUAUUAAUAUUUGAAAUGUGUUUGGGAAUGUCCAUAAUAAUUAGCACAUCCUGUAUGAUAGUAAUAUCUGGUUAUCUGCAUUGGUUUGGCUCUUUAUUUUCAGUCCAGCUGAACUGUGGUAACAAAAUGAUUGUGAUAAGCAAAUAUUUGUAAUAUUAGGUACCCAAAGCGAAGCAUUAUUGGUUAGUUAAAAGUGAGAAGAGUCGAGAAGUGCAUGCCUGCUGGAGCACUCCACCAUCACUACCUGCUGGAACACGUCUGCAAUACUACCUGCUUGUAACACACCUGCACCAUCCCCCUGUUGAAGGCCGGUACAGUAUCCUACAAGUGACAGGAGACAUAUGAGGCGAGGGUCGGGGAACCAAGUCAGCAUCAUGAAAGGUUGGCUGACUGUAGUGACUGUGAUGGUGGGGAUGUCCACGAUGGCCGACGGUCGCCACACGCAGAACACAGACUACGGCAUUAAAAAGGUAGUUGCUGCAGCUCAAGGCUACAGGAAUGAAGUGUCAACUGCUGUAAAAGACUACAAGGAAAUAGCUGCUGCUGUAGAAGCAUAUGACAACAGGAAGGUAGUCCCAGCACUACAAGUCUAUGACAACAGGAAGGUAGUCCCAGCACUACAAGUCUAUGACAACAGGAAGGUAGUCCCAGCAGCACAAGUCUAUGACUACAGGAAGGUAGUCCCUGCAGCACAAGCCUACAGUCACGGCGUUCAUCAUUUCCUCGCACGGGCUCUCGGCCAUCCAAUGCAGUGUAAAGGAAAAUGUUAUAAAGUAGUGGGUGAUGAGUGCCUGUGGCGUCACUCCUGUGGCAUCCCGCCCCUCCUCCCUCCAGCCUAACACCAGCCACACCACGCCUACACCAGCCACACCACGUGUACACCAGCCACACCACGUGUACACCAGCCACACCACGCCUACACCAGCCACACCACGACUA
Procambarus clarkii (red swamp crayfish) is the source of this 1285-nucleotide messenger RNA. The record is from RefSeq and is a predicted model, not a curated record. NCBI's taxonomy places the organism in Eukaryota, Metazoa, Arthropoda, Malacostraca, Decapoda, Cambaridae.